AAACCGUCACUUGACAUUUGUCCAUUUACAACAAAUUUUGAAGUUUGCAUGGUAAUUGAAAUAAUUUGUUUUAAUAUUUUUAUUGUGUUUCUGCUGAUAACAUUUAAAGGCGUAUAUUAUUGUAUUAUUUACAUUUGCAAUAUCAUUUUUGAAAUGGAACCGGAGGAUGCUAAAUUCAUGAGGACAGAGCGCAAACCAGGAUCAGUAGAUGUUCACCCAAAUAUUGAUGCAAUUUGUUUAAAUUACGAUUUAGAUAUUCAGAUUCUUGCGUCUAAAGAACAUGUCAUUUAUGGAGAAAAAAAGAGUCUCAAGAAGAUUAUUGAACUACCAAUGAUUAACAGUAGAACAGAUUGCCAUGUAUUAUCCAAAGAAGUUGUUAAUCAGUGUGAACUGAUACAUCAUUCUCGCCUACCAGAAGUAGAGCAAAUUAUUUAUUAUCUAAAGAAAAGAAAACUUCAAAAUGGUGGUAAAGGAAUGGGACCGAUGGGUGACGGCGAUAAAAAUAAAUUCGAUAAUUACUCCAAUGGAGUACACGAAGCUAACUAUAACAGUUUGUCUGAAUACAUUGAUCUCCUUUAUGAGGGUAUGGCUGAAAAGAUUAGGGGAGCACAACUCAUACAGUUGUUGGCACGAGAUCCGGAAAACUUGGAGGCACUUGCGACUAAUGAAACUUUGAUAAGUGCCUUAGGAAGAGUGUUGAGGGAAGAUUGGAAGCGAAGCAUUGCCUUAAGUACCCAUUUAGUGUUUACAUUUUUCUGUUUUUCCAUAUACUCAUGCUUCCAUCACGUGAUUUUGAAAUGUAAGGUCGGUUCAAUAUGUAUGGACAUAAUCGAUUACGAAUUACGUCGAUACGAUCGGUGGAAAGCCGACUUUGAUGGGUCAGAAGCUCCAUCAGAUAUCCCUAUAGUCAGAAAACCUUGCCCCAGUAGUGCUAGUAUGUCUGAAAUACCUCGCAGCCGCAUUCCAGAACCAGUUCGUCCAAAAUCAGGAAAUUUCUCCGAUAGUAACAUAAGUCAAAUUAUGGAAGGAAGCAUUUACGAUGAUCUCACCACUUCCAUGGAGGGUAUAGACGAUAGGAAAUUAACGGGCGAACAGAAACUGAAACGGUUCCGAACUCUAGUCAAGAAACAGGAGCACCUGCUUCGAGUAGCUUUCUAUUUAUUACUAAACAUUGCCGAAGACGAGGUAGUAGAAGAAAAAAUGUCGAAAAGAAAUAUUGUAGGUCUUUUAGCCAAAGCUUUAGAAAGAGAAAACGAGGAUUUGCUCAUUCUAGUCAUUACAUUCCUUAAGAAAUUGUCGAUAAUGCAGUGCAACAAAGAGGUGAUGGUAGGAAAUAUGUGCGUGAUCGAAAAAUUGCCCCGAAUGUUGAAUUCCAGUAGUGCCGAUCUCGUCCAUUUGACUUUAAAGCUUUUGUUUAAUCUGUCAUUUGACAAUAAAGCUAGAUAUAAGAUGAUCAAAGCUGGACUUCUUCCAAAAGUUAUGAGUCUUCUCAGUGACGAUAAACAUCAAGAGGUUGUUCUUAAGAUACUAUACCAUCUGAGUUAUGAAGACGAAAUCAAACAUCACUUUGUGGACUGUAUUGGACUGAUCAUCGAUAUGUUACUCUUGAGCGUCGGAAAUGAAAACGAUAAAACUAUGGUGGCUCUUUGCGUAAAUCUGUCUACAGAUCAGCCAAAUGCUCAGCAUAUUAUUAAGAAAAACCGAUUGCAGUCGUUAAUCAUGCGAUCGUUUACGUACCAAGACGCUAUGCUUAUGAAGAUGUUGAGAAAUAUAUCUGAUAAUCCAGCUUGUGCCCCUGCCUUUAUAGAAUUCGUCGGAGAUAUUGCAAAGACUGUAGUCGAUACCAAAGAUGAAGACUUUAGUCGAGAAUGUGUUGGGAUCUUGAGCAAUUUGUAUUUACCUGAUCUCGAUUGGGCCGAAAUAUUCAAGCACUUCGAUAUGAUAAAUUGGGUGAAAAACAUAAUAACCGGUAAUAACAAAGAUGUAGAACUAGUAUUACAUGUUAUCGUUCUUUUGGGAACAGCAUCUACCGACGAAGGUUGUUCGAAUCUGUUUUGUGAAACCGGUAUUUUGGCAUUACUUAUAGAUCUAUUAAAAACUUACCAAGAGGACGACGAGGUAGUCCUGCAGAUUGUUUAUGUGUUUUUGACAGCUCUGUCUCACAGUUCCAACAUUGAACACAUAAUAACGAAGACAGAAGCCCCUGCUUAUCUUAUCGACUUGCUACAAGACAACAACAAAAUAAUCGGAAAGUUGUGCAAUACAUGCCUUAAUAUAAUUUCCGAGCACGACAAAACGUGGGCGGAUAGAAUUAGAAUAGAAAAGUUCCGCAACCACAACCAGCAGUGGCUGGCAAUGGUAGACUCGCAGCAAUUGGAGACUGAAGAAGAGGAGGAGGACGAACUGCCUCCGUAUCUUAAUACGGAGUAUCUGAGUACAGCCGUGGUACCUCCAUUGACAGAUCUCCAUGAUAACGCUGAAACGGAAAUAAUCUCAGAUAAAGAUCUAGACUGUAAUUAUUUCGAUGAGAAGUUAACAGAAGAGGAAGAAGAAAUGAUGCAAGAAAUUGGGGCGAUAUAAAUUUGUAUUUUUAAUACCAGCUAUGAUUGCUUGUUUUUAGCACAAAUUCAAAUUAUUCUAGUCAUUUUUCAAGUAAAUGUAGAAAUAUUUAUGCAACAAAUAUAUGUUAUUAUCUCUUUUUGUCUAA
Molecule: messenger RNA, 2707 nt
Organism: Diabrotica balteata
Lineage: Eukaryota; Metazoa; Arthropoda; Insecta; Coleoptera; Chrysomelidae
Source: the annotation of a GenBank genome assembly